AUGACUUCUACCACGUCCUUUUCUUCUCGAUCACAUUCAAGACCAAAGUGUUUUCUCAUUUGUAUCUUACUUGUGUCCCUACCCUUCUUAUUGUUUCUACUUUUCGAGAAGCAGAAAAGGGUCACCAAAACCAUUGAGAUGGAUCUAAAGCCAAGACCAAGACCAAGACCCACUUGGUUUGAUGUCAUAGCAAAAGGUUUGAACAACAAAAAGAAAAUUAAGGUAGGUCUUGUUAACAUUGAUGCUAGAGAGGAUGGAAGAGUGUAUGAACAAUUGGAUUCACUUCACCCUCAAGUGGAGAGUGUGUUUGUAGAAUUUGAUCAUGUCGAUGGGAAUUUGAAAUGGGAGGAGAUUUUUCCCACAUGGAUUGAUGAAGAUAGGAAGUGGGGUGAACCCAAGUGCCCAAACAUUCCAAUGCCAAAGUUGGAGAGUUUUGAAGAUCUAAAUGUUGUGGUGGCAAAGGUUCCUUGUGGGGAGAAGAAAGGGGUUAGGGAUGUGUUUGGGUUGCAAGUGAAUUUGGUGGUGGCUAAUUUGGCUGUGAGAAGUGGAUGGGUGGAGAAGAUGGAGAGUAAUCACAGGAAUGUUUAUGUUGUGUUUGUUGGGUCUUGUGGUCCCAUGGAAGAGAUUUUCAGAUGUGAAGACCUUUUGACACAUGAACAACAACAUUGGCUCUACAAACCUGAUUUAUGGACCCUAAAACACCAAUCACUUAUGCCUCUUGGUUCUUGUCAAAUUGCUCCUCAUUAUGCAAAAACAGGUAAAGAGGCAUGGAGAAAUUUGUUUGGUGAAGCAAAGCUAGCAUACGUAUCUGUUCUUCACUCUUCAGAAGCUUAUGUUUGUGGUGCAAUAGCACUUGCUCAAAGCAUUCUUCAAGCAAACACCACUUUUGAUCUUCUCCUUCUGGUUGAUAAAUCCAUUGCUCCUCAAUCCAUAACUGCUCUGAAAGCCGCAGGGUGGAAGAUUCAACGCAUCAAACGCAUCUUAAGCCCUUUUGCAGAAAAGGAUGCAUACAACCAGUGGAACUACAGCAAGCUACGACUAUGGCAACUCACCUCCUACGACAAAAUCAUCUUCGUCGACUCCGACCUCUUACUCUUCGACAACCUUGACCAUUUAUUCGCCUACCCUCAGCUGUCGGCAGCACCUAACGAGGAAGUCUUGUUCAACUCGGGGUUGAUGGUGAUCGAGCCAUCGCAAUGCAUGUUCCAAAACAUGAUGAACAAAAUCUUCAAGGUUCGUUCCUACAACGGGGGUGACCAAGGUUUUCUGAAUGAGAUAUUCACCUGGUGGCACCGUUUGCCAACUAAGGUUAAUAUGCUGAAAUGUUUUCAUGGCGAGGAUGGGAAACGUGAAGUCCCUGAUGAUGUUUCUGGCAUACACUACUUGGGUUUGAAGCCAUGGAUGUGUUAUAGGGAUUACGAUUGCAACUGGGACAGGCACGAUCAUCAUAUUUUUGCGAGUGACUCUGCUCACAAAAAGUGGUGGCAGGUUUAUGAUGCCAUGCCUAAAGAGUUGCAAUCUUACUGUGGACUUACACAGAAAAUGAAUGAUAGGAUUGUGAAGUGGAGAAGGAUUGCAAGAAAUUCUAGUUUCUCUGAUCACCAUUGGAAGAUCAAGGUGGAAGAUCCUAGAAGGGGUGAUUAUCAUUCAGAUUAG
Sphenostylis stenocarpa is the source of this 1656-nucleotide messenger RNA. The record is from the annotation of a GenBank genome assembly. NCBI's taxonomy places the organism in Eukaryota, Viridiplantae, Streptophyta, Magnoliopsida, Fabales, Fabaceae.